Messenger RNA from Monopterus albus (swamp eel), 2692 nucleotides. It is a transcript of the gene pot1, whose product is annotated as protection of telomeres 1 homolog. Gene Ontology annotation, molecular function: G-rich strand telomeric DNA binding; telomerase inhibitor activity. The coding region runs from base 111 to 2519 and encodes 802 amino acids. NCBI's taxonomy places the organism in Eukaryota, Metazoa, Chordata, Actinopteri, Synbranchiformes, Synbranchidae. Gene Ontology annotation, cellular component: chromosome, telomeric region; nuclear telomere cap complex. Gene Ontology annotation, biological process: telomere capping; regulation of telomere maintenance via telomerase. The transcript is spliced from 20 exons. The record is from RefSeq and is a predicted model, not a curated record.
CCCAUUAUUAGACAGGCUAUAGCACCUGACUCCCGCAUGCGCAUUACAGCACACGUCAAUUCGAAACCAAGAGAGGGAAAACAAACUCCUGCAGCCGUUACCAAGUCGCCAUGCCUGUCCGUGUGCUGUCGGACGGAGCGAGGCCAGGUGCUCAGGUACCAGCACACCUAACCAGGGUUCCCAUCUCAGCCAUCAGCAUCAACACCAAAUACUCCAACAAAACAGUCGAGGGGAAGGUGGUUCGCAAAGGGCCUCUGGUGUUUUUACCAGCUGGCAACUUCAUCCUGAAGGCUGUCAUCCAAGAAGACGAUUCUCCAGCGAACGCCUCGUCUCACACACUGUCCAUCAACAUUGUCCUGUUGGGAGCACUGGCCAAGGACUUCAGUCAAGCCGUCAAUCAAGGGGAUGUGGUGGUGGCCUCAGGCUUCACUGUGGGCAAAUCUCCCACGUUUAAUAAGGACAAGCUGCACCCCUGUAACCUGCAGCUGUCAGAAGACGCCUGUGUUUAUGUGUUCCGCCUGCCGCUGCCUCCGGAUCCCAAAUCCCUGUUGGCCACCAAGAGGAGCACCACGCUCUCCACUGAGGUUUUUAGGAGGCCCAAGACUCCGAAAUAUACAUAUGUGCAACUGGGCAACCUGAAGGCUAGGUCUGUAGUCAACGUGUACGGAGUGGUGGUCUUCUUCAAGCAGCCGUUCAGGAGCCGAGGAACAGACUGCUGCUCCACCCUGAAGAUUACUGACCAGUCCAACCAGAAGAUCAGCUGCAGCAUCUUCUGUGACAAACUGGAGGAUCACCCCAAAAUCUUUCAGAUUGGAGACAUCAUCCGCAUGCACAGAGUCAAGACCACGCUCUUCAACGACUCCAUCACGCUGGUCAACACCUUCGGUUUCUCUGCGCUGACGUUUGACGGGACAGUAGGCAGACCCGUGGAGCCGCGGACUUCAAGUCGCUCCUUCCACUUUGACCAGGACGACCGGCGGAUCGUGGAGGAGCUGAGAUCUUGGGCGGCAAGCCAGACUGUCCUUCCUGCAGUUACCACGACCCCUCUAUCUGCUGUUCAGCCCAAAUCUUACUUCGACCUGAACUGCCAGCUGCUUGCCAAAGCUCCCAUCGACACUACCUGCACCCUGCUGAGGGUAUGGGAUGGGACCAGGUGUCCUCACACCCUGCUGAAGGUGAUAGUUGAGCCAAAUGUCACAGAGGGACCAUCCUCCUUCUCCAAGAAGAAAGAGAGCCUCAUUGCCAAUGUUCUCGUUUACGACAACCACGUGGAGUUUGCCAGGAAGCUAAAGCCCAGUGACUUCCUGAGGAUCUACAACCUGCGAGCGAUCCCAGGAUCCAGUAAGGUGCCCGGUCUCACCAGCAGCCAGUCAGUGGAAGUGGAUCAUCUGGCUUUUCACCUGCAUGGAGGGACAGCAUAUGGCAGAGGGAUCCGGAUUCUUCCAGAGAACAGCCCCGAUGUGCAGGAGCUAGAGAGAGUCUUUGAGGGCUUCACAGAGGAUGACGACGACGAACUGAGUGACUCAGACUUGCUGGAUGUCUGGAGCACUCCACCAGAGUCUCCAGGUGGUGAAACGGUGCAGUGCGGUACAGAGAGAUGCUGCAGUCACGACAUACAACCUGUGACACUGUCCAAAGUGAAGCAGUCCGAUCCAGGUCGAGUUCACCAUGUCAGAGUCCAGCUGAGCUCCUAUGAACCCCACAUGCUCCACCAGGCUCUGAAACUGUACUGCAGCAAGUGCACAUCUCUGCAGGACAUCCCUGAUGAUGAGCUGGUGGCAGGUCUGUUCUCUGAGGCGUCCCGAGACUCUGGGGCCUGCACUCCCCCGCCGUGGGCGCUCUCUGGGCAGGUCGAUGUCCCCGGAGUCUCCCUGGGAUCCUCAAACCGAACUCUGCACAUUCACCUGUCUGCCCAGCUGAUGUCUGAGGGCAAAACCAAGGAGCUCAUCUUCCUCAGGGGUUCCACUUUGGAGGAAACGUGUCGACUAGCGGCCAGCUACCAGAACAUCGUCCCUGUGAGGUCGUCAGAAGGUCGCCUGGCUCCACUCGACCUGUCAGUGCCGUUCCUGUUCAGGGGCAGGAAGAGAUACUAUGGGUGCAAGCGGUGCUCUGAGGCUGUGCUGAGGGAGCCGACUGCUGAAGGAGUCCAGGUGAUCGAUGAGAAGAUCAUUGCAGAAGCUCUCGGUGUUCAGCUGCUGAAGUUCGUGCUGCUGAUGAAACUCGAGCUGCAGGAUGCCACCGACACGCUGGCCGUGUUCCUGUGGAGGGAUGCCGAGUUAUUUUUUAACGUGUCAGCGGAGGAUGUAGCAGCCAAUCAGGAGGCCCAGAACAGCGUCCGUCAAACAGUGGAGACCCUGUGUCCACCAGGGGGCAGUACAGGUGGGCGCCCUUGGCUCGACUUGUGUCUGACAACCUACAGAGGCGAAGACGACGGGGUCCAGAACCAAACCUGUCACCAGAUCUGCCACACCACCAUCACCAAACUGUCGUGUGCCCAAUCUGAGCCCGAGCCCACCUGAACCAUCUGCGGGUCCCGGGUCUGUUUCUUUCAAAACUGUUCCUGUUUUUGUCUUGGUUUCUUUUAUUGCUAUUUAUUGUGAAAUACAAAAUAAAUGUAGGUGAAAUGCCUGAAAUGUUAGUGUAUGUUUAAAACUUCUGUUUCCUGUACCAUUUAAUGACUCUUUCAAAAUAA